Acanthoscelides obtectus is the source of this 528-nucleotide messenger RNA. The record is from the annotation of a GenBank genome assembly. Lineage: Eukaryota; Metazoa; Arthropoda; Insecta; Coleoptera; Chrysomelidae.
AUGAUUGAAAGAUUUGUGGAGCUCGAAGAGCCAAUUCGUACAACCAUGGCUCUAAUAGAACAUGACUUACCAGUUAUUUCCAUCGAAGAAUGGCAAUUUAUGAAAGAGCUUGUGGAUAUACUUAGGCCUUUGGAGGACGUCACUAAAGUUAUGAGUGGACAAAACUAUGUCACUGCAUCGUCUGUGAUCAUUUUGACUGAUGGACUCUUAGAUAUUUACAAAGAAUUGCAAUAUAAAGAGUUCAGCACAAUUUCAAAAGCUGUGAUAUUUUCGAUUAUAGAUGGAAUUAAUUCUAGAUUAGGAAACCUGGAAAGCAGCAAUUCGUUAGUUAUAACAACAUUUUUAGACCCAAGGUUUAAAAAUAUAGCAUUUUCUAAUGACGAUGUAACGGAAAGAGCUAAAAAACUUAUUACAUCACUUAUAACAAGCAAAAUCAAAAACAAAAAUGAUUUAUCGGAACAAGCUCAACAAGAGGAAGAGACUGCCCAAGUGGAGAAGAAAAAGACCAUCAAUAUGGAGGAGCUUUGA